AUGGAAGGAAACCUAUACAAUCAACCCGUAGUGAUAGACAAUGGAUCCGGGAAUAUCAAGGCUGGGUUUGCCGGCGAGGACCAACCCAAAACAUACGCAUCUGCCAUUGUCGGUCGACCCAAGUAUCAAAAGAUCAUGGCUGGAUCGCUAUUAAUGUCAGAUGAACCAACCACUAAGGAAGAAGUAUUUGUGGGCGAUGUCGCCCAACAAAAUCGGGGAUUGCUAAAAUUGUCAUACCCUAUUGAGCAUGGUGUUGUCACCAACUGGGCCGAUAUGGAAAAGUUGUGGUAUAAUGUAUACACGCAAGAUUUAAAGACCAACGCCGAGGAGCACCCGUUGCUUAUCACGGAAGCACCGUUGAAUCCGAGAAAUAAUAGGAACAAAAUGUGCCAGAUAUUGUUUGAACUGUUUAAUGUUCCGUGCAUUUAUGUGUCUAUCCAAGCAGUGUUGUCGUUGUAUGCCUCGGGGAGAACCACCGGUGUAGUUAUAGAUAGUGGUGAUGGCGUAAGUCACGUUGUCCCUGUAUAUGAAGGGUUUUCCUUGCCGUCGUCUAUUAAACGAAUGGAUGUUGCUGGAAGGGACAUCACUGAACAUUUAUCAUUCAAUCUUAGACGAAUGUCGGGGAUAAAUUUACAGAGUAGCUCAGAAUUGGAAAUUGUCAGAUUGAUUAAAGAGUCUUCAUGUUUUAUAUCUAAAGAUCCCACACGAGAUGAAAAAUUGUAUCGCGUCCAUUAUAGAACUAAUGCCCCGGGCGACUCAUCUGAUUUGUUUGCAUCUUAUAAACUCCCGGAUGGUCAUAAUAUCCAAUUAGGUGUCGAAAGAUUUAGAGCUCCAGAAAUCUUAUUCAAUCCUCAAUUAAUCGGGAACGAGUCACCAGGAAUACACGAAUUAACAUCAUUGGCCAUUUCCAAAACCGAUAUGGACUUGCGUCCAAUCUUGUAUCAAAACAUCAUUCUUUCUGGUGGUAACACCCUUCUUAAGAACUUCGGAGACAGGUUAUUAAAAGAAUUAAAACAAUUACAACAUCAACAAGACAGUUCUAAUAAUACAAUAUGGAAUAAAGAUAGAGAUGCAAGCUAUGACACGAAAAUGAAACUAAAGAUAUUUGCACCCCCAGAACGAAAAUAUUCCACCUGGAUCGGAGGGUCAAUCUUGGCUGGGUUGUCAACAUUCAAGAAAAUGUGGAUCACAUCACAAGAAUACCAUGAAAACCCCGACAUUAUCCAUACAAAGUGUUUGUAA
This is a messenger RNA of Spathaspora passalidarum NRRL Y-27907, 1242 nucleotides long. RefSeq names its product actin-related protein 1 (gene ARP1). The record is from RefSeq and is a predicted model, not a curated record. Lineage: Eukaryota; Fungi; Ascomycota; Pichiomycetes; Serinales; Debaryomycetaceae. Bases 1 to 1242 code for a protein of 413 amino acids. The transcript has a single exon.